Molecule: messenger RNA, 2025 nt
Organism: Rhinolophus ferrumequinum (greater horseshoe bat)
Lineage: Eukaryota; Metazoa; Chordata; Mammalia; Chiroptera; Rhinolophidae
Gene: CSRNP1
Product: cysteine and serine rich nuclear protein 1
Exons: 5
Coding region: 184-1950 (588 amino acids)
Biological process (GO): regulation of transcription by RNA polymerase II
Cellular component (GO): nucleus
Molecular function (GO): sequence-specific DNA binding; DNA-binding transcription factor activity, RNA polymerase II-specific
Source: RefSeq, a predicted model, not a curated record
GCCGCCGCCGCUGCCGGACGCGCAGAGCGGAGGGGCCGCCGGGCCGACUGCUGCCGGCCGGGUGAACACGGGUCGCGGUGCGGAGGGCGUCCCCGGCGGCGACGCGGCUCGCGUCGGGGUUUUUGAAGAGCGCCUGGUUCGCAGGCUGUGUGUGCCCAGACCCCACAGCACCCCUGCACCACCAUGACUGGGCUGCUGAAGAGGAAGUUUGACCAGCUGGAUGAGGACGACUCCUCGCUCUGCUCGUUCUCUUCUUUGUCCUCGUCGGGCCACCGCUCUCUCUCCUGCUCCCCAAGCUCUUCCGUGUCCCCAGCCUGGGACUUGGAAGAGGAAGGCCCCUGGGAUCAGAUGCCCCUGCCUGACCGUGACUUCUGUGGCCCCCAAAGUUUCACCCCCCUUUCUAUCCUGAAGCGGGCUCCCCGGAAGCGCCCAGGCCGCGUAGCCUUCGAUGGCAUCACUGUCUUCUACUUUCCUCGGUGCCAGGGCUUCACCAGCGUGCCCAGCCGUGGUGGCUGCACUCUAGGUAUGGCCCCUCGCCACAGUGCCUGCCGCCGCUUCUCCUUGGCCGAGUUUACCCAGGAGCGAGCCCGGGCACGGCGCGAGAAGUUCCGCCUACGCUUGAAGGAGGAGAAGCUGGAGGUGCUUCGAUGUAAGCUUGCAGAGUCUGGGGUACCUGAGACGGAGGCUGGCCUGCCACUGACAGUAGACACUAUUGAUGACGCCUCUGUAGAAGAGGAGUUGGCAGCGGCUGUGGCCGGUGGCCAGUUGGAAGAAAUGACCUUCCUACAGCCCUACCCAGCCCGGAAGCGGCGGGCCCUGCUACGGGCUGCUGGUGUACGGAGGAUCGAUCGGGAGGAGAAGCGGGAGCUGCAGGCUCUGCGUCAAUCCCGAGAGGAUUGUGGCUGUCGCUGCGAUAGGGUCUGUGACCCUGAGACCUGCAGCUGCAGCCUGGCGGGCAUCAAGUGCCAGAUGGAUCACACGGCAUUCCCCUGUGGCUGCUGCAAGGAGGGCUGUGAGAACCCCAAGGGCCGUGUGGAAUUUAAUCAGGCGCGGGUUCAGACCCAUUUCAUCCACACGCUCACCCGUCUGCAGCUGGAGCAGGGGGCUGAGAGCCUUGGGGAGCUGGAGGCCCCUGCCCAGGGCGGUCCACCCAGCCCUGGCGAGCAGGUCCUGGCCCCUCCUUUCCCACUGGCCAACUCCCCUAUGAGCAGUGAGCUGGGAGACCACAGCUGCAGCAGCGACAUGACUGAUGGCUCCACAGCGUCGGGCGCUAGCGAGGCCCCCGACAGCCCUGCCCACCCGGCCCUGCCUGGCCCUGGCUUCCAGCCGGCUGUGGAUGACGACAGCCUGGAGCGGAUCCUGAGUUUCAGUGACUCUGACCUGGGUGGAGAGGAGGAGGAAGAGGAGGAAGGGGGUGUGGGGAGCCUCGACAACCUCAGCUGCUUCCACCUAGCUGAUAUCUUCGGUACUGGUGACCCCGGCGGCCUGGCUAGCUGGACCCACAACUAUUCCAGCUCUAGCUUCACAUCAGGCAUUCUGGAUGAAAAUGCCAACCUGGAUGCCAGCUGCUUCCUAAACGGUAGCCUUGAAGGGUUGGGAGAAGGCGGCCUCCCUGGCCCCUCAGUACCGCCCAGCAUGGACGCCGGCCAGAGCAGCUCAGUGGACCUCAGCUUGUCUUCCUGCGACUCCUUUGAGCUGCUCCAGGCCCUGCCAGACUAUAGUCUGGGGCCUCACUACACCUCUCGGAAGGUAUCCGACAGCCUGGACAACUUCGAGGCACCCCACUUUCCCUUUCCUGCUUUUUCUCCACCUGCGGACGCCAGUGUUUGCUUCCUGGAGUCCAUCAUGGGCUUGUCCGAACCAGCUGCCGAGGGCCUGGCUCCCUUCAUGGACAGCCAGCUGUUUGAGGACACCGCCCCAGCCUCUCUGGUGGAGCCUGUGCCUGUGUGAGGACUAGGGUGCCUUUUCCCGGCCCCAAGAGCCCUGUUGCUGCUGUAUUAUAAUUUGGGGGCUCCCCAGGGUCUG